Rubroshorea leprosula is the source of this 946-nucleotide messenger RNA. The record is from the annotation of a GenBank genome assembly. NCBI's taxonomy places the organism in Eukaryota, Viridiplantae, Streptophyta, Magnoliopsida, Malvales, Dipterocarpaceae.
AAAAAAAAAAGAAAAACUAGAAAAAAAGAAAAAAGAAAAAAGAAAAAGAAAAACCAGCCCACCUCUCCCUUUUAUCAUCUUGACUUUCCUCCUCUCUGCCUUUCUGGUUCGUUUCCCCAAUCCAACUCCACCAACAAUAUGCUAGAUCCAGCUAAUGAUUUGCUCCGGCCACCCUCAUCUCCCACAAUCUCCUCCGUUUCCUCCUCCGAUCUCGACACAGAGUCUACAGGUUCCUUUUUUCGUGAUAGAAGCACAACACUGGGUACUUUAAUGGGUGUGAGUUUCCCAGCAAUUACUUUCGGAACACCCUCCCAGAACCGCGGCGGGAACGCCACUACCACUGUGUCGGUGGGGAGGACGAAGCCCAAGAAGCGGGGACUGGCGGCCGUCGCUUUCGGAGGUGAGCGGCGGCUGCACAGGAGGUGGAAGUGGUGGCGGCUGUGCAGGGACGGCGAUGCGAAGCCAGCUUCGUUGGGGGAGUUCCUGGAGGUGGAGAGACGGUUCGGGGACGUGGCGUUCUACGACGAUGCGGCGGAGCUUGAGGGCGUGAUGGGAAGUCAUCAUCAUCAACAUCAACAUCAGCAGCAGCUGCAGGAGCAGCACAGCAACGGACGGGUACUGUUUGCUGACGGGAGAGUGCUGCCGCCCGCCGUCGAUGAUGAAGAGACAUCAACGGCUGGAGUGCUCUGUAGAUUCCCUGUUUUGCUGACUGGGAUCUGUAGCGGUGGCGCAGGAUAGAGUAUCUAACUUCCAUUCCAUCCUUCUCAAUUUUGAUAGUAUUUUUUUCUUUUAUUUAAUGUUUUUUUUAAUUGUCUUUUAGCUGUUUUAAACUCUCUCUUUUUAAAUUAUUUUGUGUUAUUGCCUUGUCCAAUUUGUGAUUUUUAAUUAGAAAUCCUGUUUUUGCCGUCUACAUUGUGAACUGGUAAAAUAAAAAUUUUCAAUAUCA